Molecule: messenger RNA, 2810 nt
Organism: Selaginella moellendorffii
Lineage: Eukaryota; Viridiplantae; Streptophyta; Lycopodiopsida; Selaginellales; Selaginellaceae
Product: probable glycosyltransferase STELLO2
Exons: 3
Coding region: 249-2675 (808 amino acids)
Source: RefSeq, a predicted model, not a curated record
GCUUUAGCUUUACUUCGCGAGCUUUUCUUGAGUUUGGUAAAGAGCCUGGUAAAGGAGAGAAACUCUCGAGAAGAAAUCUCGGCUAUGGCGCUAAAAGAUCUUGGCCGUCCAUUUUUGCGUGUCAUUUUUACCAAAUGUUUGGUGGGAAGUCGUAAUUAGGGUUCUUGGGUGAUCGUGGAGCAGCAAUGCGGGCGUAGGAUCUGGUGGAAGGCCGCGCUAGAUCUUUGCGCGCAGCUCAUGUAAGCGAAAUGUACGUGCAGGACAGGAUAGACCCAUCCCCGGCUGGGAAUGGCGAGGCUCGAGAUGGAUCUGGGGCUCCGGCCAGGAAUGGUGUGCACUUCAAGCUAGAUUCGAACUCCACCACCGUGAUUCCGGGCCGCAAUGAGGAAGAUUUCGAGGGCAGCGAGGAGAGCGAGGUGGAAGAAGACACUGAGAGGCGGCCGAUUUUGCCCGCGCCAAGCUCCUCCCCUCCGGAGCCUUCCUCCUCGAUUCAGUCGUUCGUGGUGGAGAAUUUCCCGAAGAUCGUGAUUGGGCUCUUCGUGUUCCUCAGCGCGAUAGUGUUCUUGAUGGUGAGAAGCCGGGGCGACAAUGCGGUGCUGUCGUGCAUAGAGUCGGCUUCCAGGCAGAGGGAAGAGAUUCCAUAUCCGAGAGUGGACUUGGAAGCAGCCAGCGCGAAAGUCGACAAGGGGAUCUUGAAGUCCGAGAAGUGGAUCGUCGUGGCGGUAUCGGGAGCUCCUAGCGAAGAAAUCCAGCAGCUCGCCAAGCUGGAUGGGUGGCAGCUUCUAGCUCUUGGAAACUCUCAAACUCCCACCAAGUGGGAAGUUCCAGGGGCGAUUUUCCUCUCCAAGGACGCUCAAGCCGGCUUGAACUUUCGGGUCCAGAGCCACAUCGAUCCAGACGGUCCCGCGAGGAAAAACGUUGGCUACCUCUUCGCCAUCCAGCACGGAGCUCGCAAGAUCUACGACGCGGACGAGAAGAUCAUCGUCCGCGGAGGAAACUUGGAGAAAGUCUUCGACGUGGAGCUGAGCGGAACCUCGGGCAGGAGGGAGCCUCUAUAUCAGUACCGGAUGGUGGAGAACCGGACCAUCGUCAAUCCUUACGUCCACUUUGGCCAGAGAUCGAUGUGGCCGCGAGGUUUUCCCGUGAGGAUGGUGGGAGAGACCUCUCUCGAAGUCGCCUACAACGAGAUCGCUCCCGGGAGGCACUUCAUCCAGCAGGGGCUGGCGAAUGGAUUCGCGGACGUCGAUGCGCUCUUCUACUACACCCGGCGGUCGGAGCGCGAGGCCCUGAGCAUCGAGUUCGAUUUGCAAGCGCCGCCAGUGGCGCUUCCGCAGGGAACCAUGGCACCCGUAAGCUCCGUCAACACUUUGUUCCACAGCCCGGCUCUCUGGUCACUCAUGAUCCCGGCGGACGUGAGCUCGAGAGCUGCCGACGUCGUUCGAGGCUACUGGGCUCAGCGGCUGCUGUGGGAAGUUGGCGGGAUGGUCGUGGUUUUCCCUCCUACAGCGCACCGUGUCGAUCAACUGGAUCCCAUUCUUCUCAAGGACGAGAAGGACUUGCACAAGAUGGAGCGGCUCAUCAACUUCGUGGUUUCAUGGCGGUCGGACAAGCGGUCGUUGUUCCAGCGGAUUCUCCAUCUCAGUCACUCCAUGGCUGAGAAUGGCUACUGGAGCGCACAAAACGUCGACUUGACGGUGGCGUGGUUGCAAGAUCUCGUCUCGGUUGGGUACCGCCAGCCUCGGAUGCUAGCUCUCGAGCUCGGACGAGUGGACCCGUUGCUGUAUAACUCGGAGCACGUCCAGUUCGUGCCGGAGACGCUGCCGUCGGUUUAUCUCGGCAUCCACGAGUCGUCGCAGCUGGAGAAGGAGAUGGGAGACUGGCUCAAGUGGCGGCGUUACUUUGGCAACAUCGUCCUGGUGCUCGACUGCUCGCCCGACGCGAAUGCCACGGUCCUGGCAUGGCGGAUGUUCUACAGCCGCUUGUUCAAGCACGUUGAGAUUCGUUCGCGGGAGAGCAAUGCUGGCCUUCGAGUCGAGGGUGGAAACUUCACGUAUCAGUCCCUUCCAGAGGUGUUUGAUCGCUACCCGCACGCUGAUGGCUAUCUUUAUCUCAAAGAUGAUGCCGUCUUCAACUACUGGAACUUCGUCACCUCGAACAAAAACAAGCUCUGGAGUCUCCAAAAGUCCAGAACAGCCAUCCAGCCAAAGACGACAUGGCAAGUUAUCGGAUUCAAGCGACCUGGCUCGGCCUGGUAUCUCGCAAGCAGCGUCAAGAAGAGCAUCAAAGCCGCUGUUCGUAGCUUGUCCCCAAAGAUGCUGGCCAACUACAGGAAGAGCAUGGACGACAUGCACUUCGUUGUCUCGAGCUCCGAUUCCUUCUACAUCCCCCACCGCUACGUGAGCGACUUCAAGGCCCUAGUUCCAAUCGGGGUGAAACUGGAGCUCCGUCCGGAGCUGGCGAUACCGCUCUUCUUCUUGGCCAUGGAGAAGCCAGCGAGCUACGACUCCGAAGCGUUCAAGUACGUGGCCGAGACGAGCGUGAGGCGCGAUCCCGCCGUGUUUUACCGGAAGAGCAAGCACUUGGUUCGUCCCUGGAGCGCUAGAAACGUCUCGGAGAUCGUGAGAAGAAUAAGAGCUUUGUCGAUCGGGGACCCGUUGCUGGUGGAGAUUUUGUGAGAGAGAGAGGUUCCAGUCUCUCACAGCCUGUACAGCUUCUAUGGCGUAAGCGAGAGAAAGAGUUGCUCCAAAAUAGUGUUCAAGGAGCCGAAGUCUGAGAAGAACUGGAAAAUAAGUUAACUUCUUCUCCAUCGA